AUGUGGGAUGGAGAUAUGCGGGUAACCUGGGAACCAGGCGCAGGGCUGGGUGAGCCGGCGGUGGCUUGGCCGCAGCGCGCCAGUGGCUGUGCCCUCGCCGAUUCAGGCGCUUGCUUUGCCCCAAACCUGCUAGUUUCACCGAGCCCUGCACUCCUACCCGUAAGGUGGGUCGCGUGUGCCUUUCGGCAGAAGUUCGCCGUGGCCCGGCUGCUGAGGCCGAUGGUCGUCAAGUUUGCUUGUAGCGUCGUGGAUGUGCGCGACGGCCUGCCGGACCCGAAGGAUCCUGCACCUCUGAAGGUAGUUGCCCUGCCCGACGACUUCAUCACAAGGGAGGAGCCGGCGCUUGAUGACGGAAGCCGUCGACAAGAGGCAGCCAAAGUCUCUGCAUCCUAUGCAGAGGCUUUGGGCUUGGCUGUGCUCGACGCUGCUGCCGCGCGGCGCUGGGGCGUAACCAAGGUGUUGUUGCAAGAGUUGCAGCGAGCGCCAGAGGUGUUGCGAAGGCGUGCUCUCAUGAAGGCAGAUGUCACGUGCAAGACGGCUUUGCGAAUGUGCGUUGACGCGCUAUCCAAGGACAAGCCGCCCUUGCUUCAGGCACUUGAAGGCAGCACCUUGAGGGUCAUUCUUGGCAAGACCAGGCAGUACUGGUGGAGCCUGCACAUCAAGACAGUUUGCAUCAACACUUUCUGGUUCAGCGGGCAGAUCUCGAUUGGCGUACCCAGGUCAAGAGGCUUUCAUGCUCCGAGCGACGUGCUGUCCAGGACACCCAUGGCCUCCUGGACAGAGCCGCCAUGGACCGGAUGCAUCUGGAGCAAGCCACAGGAGUGCGAUGGAAAGCUCGAAGUGGAUCCGCUUUCAACUUUUCCAGGCACCGAGGGGCGCGCUCGGCUCGUGGUCGAUGGGGGCCACGACGCGUCCCUGACGCUGCGCUUGGUUGCGCCUGGCGAGGUUGCAGCGUUCGGUCACAGUCAACUUCGCAAUCCGCUUUCGUUUGCCUUGAUCGCGGCUGCUGGCAUCAUUGCCGGGAAAGUUGCCUCCGGUGCUUGUGACCCUGCCGCGUGCGCGCGCUUCGCAGCAGAGAUGGAGGAAAGCGGCCCGAGGAUGGCAGCAAAGCUGACUCUCGACCUGGGCGCAGAUCCCCGUGCCUUGGCUGAUGACGGGCUCUCGCCCUACACAGCGGCAAUCCUCAAAGAGGAUCCGUGUGGGAUGCUCGGUGGCCUUGAUGCCGGACUACGGCUAAGGAUCUUGAGGGGCGACAAGACAGCUUGGGCCGAGGUCGCACGUUCCGCGGAAGGCAAAGGCCUGCCAGAUAUCGCCGCCGGAGCACUAUCACGAGGUCUUCCCAUACCAGAGAGCAUGGCAGAGGAGCUACUGGGCUACUGCUUCGAAGCAGACUUGCCCCUCCUCGCCUUGCGAGUUCUGGCGCGAAUCGACGGGAAGUGCUUUCUCAUGGCAGCGCUUCAGCGAGCCGGGUCUCUCGCCUGGCGGCGAGUUGCCGAGAGGAUAGUGCAGCAGGCCCGGCCUGGGCUGAAGCCUUACUGGCUGAGCCCGGAGUCCUUGAGGUGCGCGAUUGUUCAGAUUCAAGCUGGAUACAACCAGUACAGGCUUCUACUGGACUCCUUCAUGCAUUACCUAGGGGCAUCUGAGGCAGAGGAGUUCCUCGCAGAUCCCUGCGUCCUUCCACGCGGUCGUGGGGGUGUGGAAUGCCCCAUUUGCUUGGAGCCGCUUUGCAGGUCUACACCCGCAGCCUUUGUUGAUUCAGUUGACGCUGCAGUAUGCCUUCACCUUCUGUGCAGCAACUGUGCGCGGGGAUACGCGUCCUCUACCAACACGCAGGGGGAAGCCUUGAGGUGCCCCGAAUGUAGGCGGCACGCCACAACCAUGAAGCAGCUGCCCUCGCUUAGCGAGGACCCGCUGCGUUGGUUCGAAUUCUUGGCGGGGACUUCUGACACAGUCAGUGUCAACGGCAAAGUUGCCAAAUCAAUGUUGCUUCGAACGAUUUCUUCCAUUCUUCCCGUCGAGGCAGAUGCCAUUGAGGCGGGCAGCAUGGGCGGAGAGCUAAGCCAGGAGGUAAGCGCAUCCGACUUCCUGACCCAUGAGCUUUUUGUCUGGGUUUGGCGGAACGUGCAGGAGCACCUCCGAUGCAUGAAGCUUGGGCCGCCCCCUGACCUUGAAGAGCGAAGGGCAUGGUUCAAGUAUUGGAAUUUAUCAGAGAGCGGCAGACUUUCGCGAGCCGAGGUGCUGCGAGCGAUUCUCCGCUCUUUUCGGGUGAGCUCCAUGGAAAGGCGCGCGAUCGCACGGCAAUCCUAA
Molecule: messenger RNA, 2307 nt
Organism: Symbiodinium natans
Lineage: Eukaryota; Dinophyceae; Suessiales; Symbiodiniaceae
Source: the annotation of a GenBank genome assembly